AUGCACAAUGGUCUUGACUUUAAAUUUGCUUUUGUUUUGUUCCCCCCCCCCUUCCAUGUAGCAUGGUGUGUGAACCUAGCAGCCAACAAAGCGGAAGUAACUCUGGACCCAGACACGUCAAACGCCUUCCUCGUCCUGUCCAACGACCAGAUCAGCGUGAGAUGCGGAGAAGAGGAGCAGGACGUGCCCAGCAACCCAGGGCGAUUUAGCCUAGAGCCUUGUGUGCUGGGAAAUAAUGUAUUUACAUCAGGGCACGCUUGGUGGGAGGUGCAUGUGAUUCAAGGAGGAGAAAUGUGGGCCCUGGGGGUCGCCAAAGACACGGUCAGGAGGAAGGGGAACUUCAUCCCUAGUCCUGACCAGGGGAUCUGGGCCAUAGGGAAGCCAUCAAGUGACUCAUCGCCCCCUUAUCAGCUCUGGGCUUUCACCUCUCCUAAGCCAACCCCUGUGAGCCUGAAGCGCAACCCAAGAAAGAUUCGGGUCUGCUUGGAUUACGAAGAGGAGCGUGUGGAAUUUUUUGACGCCAAUACCAACCACUUGAUUUUCGCUUUCCCUUCAGCCUCCUUCUCUGGGCAGAACCUCCGUCCCUUUUUCUGGGUGGAGCCGGGGGCCUGCCUGAGGUGCUGAGCCGUCGGAGGAGCACCGCCGAUGCCACUGUGAAAGGGCAUCUUAACGAUUUUCAAGCCGGACUUUCUUUUUCCUCGUUGCAGAUACCAUACCCAUCUGUGAGCUAAGACAGGUGGAUGGAAGCUCAGUCAAUGUAACAGAAAUAGUGGGGGUUUUUUAUGGCUGAUACAAUGUUUGACAUCCACAUCAAGCAUGACGCAGGCAAAGACAACACAGCUUUGUGUCGGAAGCAGAGUUUGCAGCCACAGCUGAUCAGCUCGGUGCUUUGCUCAGGUGCUUUGAUUUCAGACCACCUGAACAAAGGAAAACACAUCACCCAAUGUAAUUGUGACGCAGGGUGGCCCCCACCCACCUGUCAGAGUUGGCCUGCAGGGGUGGAGCAGGUAAGGAUCCUGCCCACUAGCACUUAAAAACAUUGCAACAACUGUGCAACCUGAUUUACAUCCUAUGCCCUUUCUAAAUGUGUUUUUUUGUGGGGGGGCUAUUGGGUUGUUGUUUUUACUUUUAUUAUGUAUUUUGUGGUUUUAUUUCUUGAUUUUACUCUGUGAAC
This is a messenger RNA of Zootoca vivipara (common lizard), 1174 nucleotides long. The record is from RefSeq and is a predicted model, not a curated record. NCBI's taxonomy places the organism in Eukaryota, Metazoa, Chordata, Lepidosauria, Squamata, Lacertidae.